Messenger RNA from Gasterosteus aculeatus aculeatus (three-spined stickleback), 2045 nucleotides. It is a transcript of the gene cbln2b, whose product is annotated as cerebellin 2b precursor. The record is from RefSeq and is a predicted model, not a curated record. NCBI's taxonomy places the organism in Eukaryota, Metazoa, Chordata, Actinopteri, Perciformes, Gasterosteidae. Gene Ontology annotation, biological process: maintenance of synapse structure. Gene Ontology annotation, cellular component: synapse. Gene Ontology annotation, molecular function: protein binding.
UGGGACAUGAGACACCAUGAUGUAAAUGGCAGACGUUGACAUGACUGCAAGUGAUCUCUGUCCACCCGUGGGACCUCUGAGUUCACAGCAUCCAAAUAAUGAAUAUGUAAACAAACCCUUCAGUCCGCCCAUGUGCUCUUAAUUGCGGAAUACUUCUGAAGAGUCCCGUUGCAGUGGCAAACAAAGAAUGGGCGUGAGUUGUCCCUCGGAAGGGAGCCCAGAGACUCAUGCUUGUGCACCACCGAUCUGAGAACUCAGUUCACAGUCUGAGAGAGACAGGGAGCAUACCAGCGAGAUGGAUUGCACAGGAUUUGGAACAACAGCUGCCUGAAUACUUUCCCAAAAACAACUCAGACGCCCAGGAGGGAGGGUAGUUACCGCCGGAGCGACUCGGAGUGCGUCUGUGUGUCAGAGGUGCUUAGAGAAAGCGAGGGAGCAUCGCAGUAGCGGAAUAGAGAGAGAGAGAGGAGAGAGAGAGGGAGAGUGGAGAGAAGGUACCAAGUCCGGACCAGGUGACCGAGAACUAACAAACCUCCAAGGGGCUGCCGGGUAGUAUCAGUGUGCGCGGGAUCAACGAUCCGACCAUGGUGCCCUCGCGCUGCCCGGGACCCUGCGCCGUACUGGCACUGGUCCUUCUCUUGGGAUGCGGCUUGGCUUUCUGCCUCGGCCAGAAUGAUACGGAGCCCAUCGUGCUCGAAGGAAAAUGUCUUGUGGUUUGCGACUCUAACCCUUCCUCGGACGGAGGGGUCACCUCCUCCCUUGGCAUAUCCGUCCGCUCCGCUGGGGCAAAAGUGGCUUUUUCCGCCGUGCGUGGAACCAACCACGAGCCGUCAGAGAUGAGCAACACGUCUAUGACCAUCUACUUUGACCAGGUUUUAGUGAACAUCGGCAACCAUUUCGAUCUCAAAGCGAGUGUUUUCCAGGCUCCGAGGAGGGGGAUAUACAGUUUCAGCUUCCACGUGGUGAAGGUCUACAACAGACAAACCAUACAGGUGAACCUGAUGCAGAACGAUUAUCCAGUUAUAUCAGCAUUCGCCGGUGACCAGGACGUUACGAGAGAGGCGGCGAGCAACGGAGUACUGCUGAUGGUGGAACGGGAGGACCGCGUCUCCCUGAAGCUGGAACGAGGCACCUUAAUGGGCGGAUGGAAAUACUCCACCUUCUCAGGCUUUCUAGUGUUUCCUCUAUAAUCUAACCUGCGAUGAUCCACGUCGCAAGAGACUCUGAAAAAGAAAAAAAAAAGAAGAAAAAAAAAACCCAUGCCAUUUACUUUCAACUUAAAUAACUGUCUGCCAAGGAAGCCGACGAAUAUCUGUAUACUUACACUCGUCCACUAUCUAGUCAAAUAUGAACGUUUCCUUGGAGUUUCAUAUAUUCGAAUCCAUCAGUCGACUUUAACGAAAUCUGGAUGAUUAAAAGUAUUGAUCGGCCAGGGGCGUGUGCUUGUCGGGAAUGUGGAUUUUUUUCCUUUUUUUUUCCUUGCUUGGAAAACAAACUUUGCCAACAGACAAACGGGUGUACCUGGGAAAACGGACAAGGGCGAAGAUGAUGAGUGGAGGAACUGACGUCCUGGACAGGCCGAGUGUGUCAUGCUCUAUUUUAUGUUUGUAUAGCCUUAAAGAAUAUAUGGUUUUCGUGAAGUAUAUGGAAUUAUGGACAACCAGAGAAGAAGUGCUCUCACGCCCAAGGCAUUUUUUUUUUGCACGAAUGGAAGUUUUUACUUUAUGUUUCGUGCCGUCAAUGGUGUUGCGUUUGGAUGCUGAACAUAUUGAAACCUAAGCCAAAUGUAGGCCGCCGAAGAGUUUAUUAAAAGAGGAAAAAAAGGCGACAUAUUUCAGCCACCGCGACAACUUAGAGCCCUUUUAUUAAAGCAUAAUUAUAUAAUUUAUAAAGUACAUAUUCACAUUAUUGUGUGUUCUACAUUUCGGAAUCUGCGUAGCUUUGACGGAUUUAAUGUUCAGUGACGUUGCUGACCAAAUGUACAUUGUGGAAAUAAUAGACAAAUCCCUAAAUGUCCCGCUUAAUAAAAGAUAUUGUAUUGUAUA